AGUAAUCCUUCCCAAAGACAGUCACAUUUCCUUACUGCUUGUGCGACAUCAACAUGAGCAAGUGAGACAUCAGGGUCGACAUCUCACUGAGGGCGCAGUAAGGGCAGCUGGACUGUGGAUUUUGGGUGGUAAGCGACUGAUCAAUUCAGUCCUCCACAAAUGCGUAAUGUGCCGGAGGCUGCGUGGGAGACUGGAAGAACAACGCAUGGCUGACUUACCGCCGGAACGUCUCAAAGUUUGCCCUCCAUUCACAUAUGUUGGGCUAGACGUCUUUGGACCUUGGUCUGUUGUAACCAGACGCACCAGAGGAGGACAGGCAGAGAGCAAACGGUGGGCCAUGAUGUUUAGUUGUUUGAGUUCAAGGGCUGUCCACAUUGAGUUGAUUGAGUCUAUGGACACAUCCAGCUGUAUAAACGCUCUUAAACGUUUCUUUGCUCUCAGGGGCCCUGCAAUGCAACUCUAUUCUGAUUGCGGGACCAACUUCAUUGGAGCUAGCAAGGAGCUGGAGAUGGACAAUACUGUACAGAGGUACCUUGGCAAGCAAGGAUGUACCUGGAACUUCGGACCUCCACAUGCUUCCCACAUGGGAGGUUCAUGGGAACGGAUGAUAGGUGUUGCUAGGAGGAUCCUUGAUUCAAUGCUUUUGCAGCAGAAGAGUCACCUAACUCACGAAGUACUGUCAACGCUAAUGGCAGAAAUCACAGCCAUCAUCAAUGCACGUCCACUCCUACCUGUGUCUACGGACCCACACCAACCUUUUAUUCUUUCACCGGCUAUGCUCCUCACACAAAAAUCAGGAGUUCCAUCUCCUCCUGGAGAUUUCAUUGACAAGGACCUCUUCACGAAACAAUGGAGGCAAGUUCAAGCGCUCGCUAACCGGUUUUGGGCCCGUUGGAGCCGAGAAUACUUACCAUCUCUACAGCAAAGACAAAAAUGGACAGUGCCACGCAGAAACCUUCAAGUUGGGGAUUUGGUUCUCCUCAGAGACAAACAGACUGUCCGCAACUGCUGGCCCUUGGCUGUGGUUAGGGCAACCUUUCCUGGGAAGGAUGGACAUGUGAGGAAGGUUGAGCUCAAAACAGCCGACCAAGGUGAUGCUAGAACUUUCUUGAGGCCAGUUGCGGAAGUGGUUCUACUUCUGCCUAAGGACUAAUUUAAGGACAGUCAUUUGUACCCAUUCACAUUCACAGUGACCUCACAUAGGCCAGGCGGGGAGUGUGACGCCUCAAAAGGCAUUUAUGUCAUUUAUAUUGUAUGUUUCAUUUAAAGUUAUCCAUUUAUAUGCUUUUAAGUUACAAAGAACAGUGAAGAGGUUAAAAAUGUUAAAUGGGAAGAUUUUAUUUUGAAGGUGAACUUAUUAAUGACCUCACUUCCUGCUGGGUUACAUGCAUUGGUUGAUUUCCUGUUUACUUCCUCUUCUUGGCUGCUCUGAGAGUG
Molecule: messenger RNA, 1437 nt
Organism: Nothobranchius furzeri (turquoise killifish)
Lineage: Eukaryota; Metazoa; Chordata; Actinopteri; Cyprinodontiformes; Nothobranchiidae
Source: RefSeq, a predicted model, not a curated record